AGAUGGGAACCUGAUGAGGCACAAGAAUUGGUGGAAUCCAAGAAACUGUUCUGUAGAUAUCCUGGCAGUGACUUGCAGUAAGGAAGAAGUGGAGGAAGUGAAAGAUUUUUUUUCCUGGGAUCAAAGAUAUCUGCAGAUUGUUACUGCAGCCAUGAAAUUAAAUGGCAUUUGCUUUUUGAAAGAAAGCCAAUUCAAAUGUGAAGAUGAUUUUAAAAGCAAAGCUGUCACACUGUCAGCAAAGAUGGAAGAUUUUCACUUAAAUGGAAACCAACUCUAGCUGAUUACCUCUGUGAUUGUGGAUGUGCCUGCGUUUUAGCAGCAGAAAGCAGCCGUAUGUUUAAAGGAAAACAGAGGAAAUGAAAUUCAUCUUGGAAAACUCAGAAUGGGCUGGUACCACACUACAGUGCUAAUGAUGUUUGAGAGUCCAGAUGUCAGCAAAUCGAGGCUUUAUUGGGGGGGUAUGGAUGCAGCUAGAGAUAGUUUUCCACACAUGCAGAAACCAAGUCAAGUUAACAGAAGAAGGAAGAAGUGAAGGUAGAGGAGGGAAAGAAUUAAUUCUUCCCUACGUGAGGUAACUGAGGAGUUGAGAACAGAAGCGGAUUAUACCAGUGAAUAUUACCUUUCUUCACUUUAAGUUGUACUGGAAUUUCUGUCAAGGAUGGCACACUGUUUGCAAACAGCUCUUCCCAUCUUUGCUGUGAUUCUCAAUUGUUUUGCCCUGUGCUUCUCUGAUACUCUGAUCUUGAACAACAGUGAAAUAACGGUACUGAAGGUUACUGAAAGCAGCAGUGAACAACAGUGUAUACAGGCUUGUGAAAGUACUUCUGAAGGAGAGUUUGGACGCUGCAGAUGGCCAGUGUUUGACAAGACCUUGAAGAAAUGCAUUCUUCUAAACUGUCAUGACAAGAAUGUGUGUCCGAAGCUAGCAGUUGGUGAUAUUGCUGAAUUGCUUUCAGAUUAUACCAAGCCUGAUAACAUGAUAAAUCUGCGAGUGGAAAGAUCUUUGAAGAGCUCAAAUACAAAUUCCUCAGAUAAUACAAGUUCAAGCUUGAGCAAUGGAACCACAGCCGUACCUGCAGGUGAUACAACUAGUAAAACAGAGUCUGCAAGUGAAAUCCUCACACCAGUGACAACUGGCACAAACUCAUCUGUGAAAGUAGAAACCAAUGCAACAACUUCAGCUAUACCAGUGGAAGUUAACACAAGUGAAAAAAUGAAUCCAGCAACAAGCAACACGGGUAAUACAGCUGCAACAUUUACAUCUAACACAGUGACUAGGGCUGAAGUAACAGGAACUAUUACAGAUCAUGAAACUAACCCAGAGUCCUCUAAUGUGACACAAACACAUCAGCCAGCUACCUCUACCUUGGCUGCUGCAACACCAGCAUUUACUACAGCAUCACAUGAAACACUGACUGCAACUAACACCACACCUGCUAAGACACCAUCAACCACUCUUCCUACAACAGUGUCAGUAACCAGUGGAAUGCCUUCUACUACACAAACAACCAGUACAGAGACUCUUACCACUGCAAUGGCAACCAUCUCAACAAUCCCAGAAAUGUCUUCUAGUACAGCUUUGCAGACUACAGUUCUCAGCUCUGCUUCUACUACUGCUAAUAAUAUAACAAGUUUUGUUUCAGAGAGUGUUCCAGCACAAGGUAGCACAAGGCCAGUAACAUCAGCCACAGUACAAACAACUGUAGCCAGUACAUCACCCGUAAUAACAACCACAAUGCAGACAUCAGCAGCAAGUACCAAAGUUCUAACAUCUUUUAGCACUGUUCCUGAAAGUACUCCUUCGUUUACAUCUGCUAUAGGUAAUAGCAGUCAGUCUCCAGAAGCUGGAGAUAUUAUUACCUCACCUUCAACACCAGAAAGCAAACAUACAGUUAGGACUGCACUUGUCGAUAAGUCUGGGCCUGAGAGUUCGACGACAGCUGUUAAAAUGGCACUACCUGGCAAUGAUCACAGUGCGAAGGAUUCCAAGUCUAACAUAAUUAUUGCAACACAACCUUUAGGAAAAUACUUGGUGGAUAAAAGUUCUCUCUUCGCAGUUCUUUUGUUUGGAGUACUGUUUUUUAUAGCAAGCUUAAUUUUGUUUGCAACACAAGCAUAUGAGAGCUAUAAGAAGAAAGAUUAUACUCAAGUGGACUACUUAAUUAAUGGAAUGUAUACCGACUCUGAGGUAUAGACAGUAAACAGGUGAACAUUUUUAAUGGAAAUAAUUAAAAGCUCCUGGACAUUUUGCAAAAUGUGUUUAAUACACAGCAAGUGCUUCCACAUUAGAAAGUGCACUUUCCAAGCAGUGUCAAAUGUCUGCUUUGUUUCUUUAUUUAGUAUUACAUAAAAUUAAUUUUAUUUUAUGUACAAGGUUAUUCACCAUUUACAUUUUCUGUGUUUCAUUUUAUUGUCAUACAGCAAAUUCAGUUUCCUGCAUUGAGUAAUAAAAUAAGCUUUACUUAACUUUUCACUGUUUUUCAGAUGCCAUAUGAGGUGAGGAGUGUACUUCUGAGAGACUUGGAUGUAGUUUGAUUAUUAUUUUAAAUGAAAGCCUUAAAUCACGAGCAACUGUACUACAUUUUAGAGCACUGUUGAUCAGUAGCUCCUAAUCUGUUUACUUUAGAAAAAUGUUUUAAAACCUGACCAUGCCAUGUGCUGUCGAACAGAAGUCAAAUGGCCAAAACUGGAUUCUUAACUUGUGAUUAGCAUUUGCAAACUUGCACAUGUCUAUAGAUUUAUAAAUAAAAUGGGGGUGUUGUAGAUUGAUUAAUAAAAUGGGGUUAAUAUUGUUUACAUCACAUUUACAUUUUUAUGCCAUGAAACGGUCAGUAUAGCGUGGAGUUUGCAAAAGCAUGCAUUAGAAGCUGUCUGCAAUGCAUUUAUAUUUGUUUUCUAUGCCAUAACACAUGUCUAGAUGUAUUUUCUUAAGGAUGAAAUUUGAGUAACAGGUGGUAGUUAGCUGUGAAGCAGCCAUGGCAUUGCUUAAUUGAGACUAGCUACCCCGUCAGUAUUGUAGAAAUACCAUUUCCUUGAGGCAAUGAAAAGUCACAUGCAUUUCUUGUGAUUAAAUGGUUGACUUCCUGGAUUGUUACACAGUCCAUUAUCUGUAUAAUACUUGGAUAGUGAAAAACAAUGGUGUUAACAGUGGAAAUUAUUUUUUUAUGGAUAACAACAAUAAUUGCUACAGUGUAAUAAAUCAGUAAUUUGACAGUGUUAAGUAUGAAAAUUUUGUGAAAUGAAAUUUUCAUUGAAUCUUCCAGUGGUAAAAUAUGCAAGUGUAUUACAGUUGUAAUUAAGGAAAUGUUAAUGACAUUUUGAAGAAUAAAAACUUUUUUUAUUGA
This is a messenger RNA of Protopterus annectens (West African lungfish), 3344 nucleotides long. Its product is annotated as cell wall protein DAN4-like. Bases 659 to 2194 code for a protein of 511 amino acids. Lineage: Eukaryota; Metazoa; Chordata; Ceratodontiformes; Protopteridae. The record is from RefSeq and is a predicted model, not a curated record. The transcript has 8 exons.